Puccinia triticina is the source of this 678-nucleotide messenger RNA. RefSeq lists its product as uncharacterized. The transcript is spliced from 2 exons. Bases 1 to 678 code for a protein of 225 amino acids. The record is from RefSeq and is a predicted model, not a curated record. Gene Ontology annotation, molecular function: protein binding. NCBI's taxonomy places the organism in Eukaryota, Fungi, Basidiomycota, Pucciniomycetes, Pucciniales, Pucciniaceae.
AUGUACGGUAUCAUGAUUUCAGCAUCACUAAGGCUUGGAAAGCAUGACUUGGCACAUGGAUACUUGCGCGAAAUGCAGUCGUCAGGUAUCCGGCCAAACCUGGUGAUCUACUCGAUGCUGACAACCACAUACGCCGCAUAUGCAUCCUCGAGCACCCAAAUUCAAGGCCGAGCUGAAGGCGAAGAGGAUGAGGAAGAGAGGCAGGAGGAUGGGGUGCGUGUGGCCUACGAAAUGGCGGACCGGUUCAAACGCAAGCUUUUGGGUAAUGAGGUGGAUGGCGAAUCUGCCCGACCGGCCAAAGCACUUGAGAUGUUUCGCGAGUUGGUGUCUUCUCUUGGCGCCGAGUCCGGUAUUGUCUCUAGUGACGGUAAACCGAUCGAUUUGGAUAUCUUCACCAUGUUGAUGGAUGGCUACCGUCGAGCACAAGAUCCGGUGGGUGUGAUGGAAGUCUGGAGGGAGAUCUUCCGAUUGGCCACUGAGAAUAAUCAAUCGCAAGAUGCGAGCGAGCAAUUGAUUGGCAAAGUUAUCAGUCUGACCAAGAAUGAUGGACUUCCAGCUGGCGGUACCGGCAACAAUAAUACCUUGGAGCCACCCAGGAGAUCGACUGCUGAACAGCGCCACAGACGAAAAGCUAACAAACUUGGUUCCAACAUGCCAGCGCCCCGCCGACUGAGCUAA